CACCUUUUGCAGAGUGUCAGAGUCCAACUUAGCAUAAUUAAACACUUUUACAUAACACUCAAAAUAAUAGAAAGAUGAUGAUGAAGCAAUCUUUCUUCCCUUUAUCACUUCUCCUCCUGUUUCUCCUUCAUUGCACCUCAACCCAAGCCCAGCCGGCUGCUGCUCCAGCUGCACCAACUCCACCAAGCGCCCCAACAAUAGCUCCAACUCCACCCAGUCCAAUGACCCCAAUCGUAACCAUUAAUCCACCCCCUAUUGGAGCUCCAAUUCCAUCUGGCCCUACUAACGUCAUAAAAAUCCUUGAAAAGGCAGGCCGCUUUACUCUCCUAAUUCGCCUUUUAAAAUCCACCACUGUCAUUAACCAAAUCGAGCAUCAGAUUAACAGCACAAAUGGUCGGCUCACCCUCUUUGCACCAACCGAUGGUGCAUUUUCUAGUCUCAGUUCAGGCACUCUCAACUCCCUCACCGAUCCACAGAAGGAGUCGUUGAUUCAAUUUCAUGUAAUCUCUUCAUAUAUUUCGUUACCACAGUUUCAAACAGUGAGUAAUCCACUGAGAACAAAUGCGGGAGAUAAUAGUAGAUAUAGAUAUCAGCUUAAUGCGACCGCUUAUCCCAAUUCAGUGAAUAUAUCAACAGGCCUCACUAACACUAGUGUGUCUGCGGUUGUAUAUUCUGAUGGCCAGCUUGCCAUUUAUCAAGUUGAUAAGGUGCUUCUUCCUUGGGACAUUUUUGGAGCUAAGCCUCCUCCAGCAACCGCUCCCGCUCCCGCUCCGGGACCUGAAAAGCCUAAGAAGGUGAAGCCUGCGGCUGUUGCAUAUAGUCCUGAUGAUAGUAAAACAGAUGCCGCCGAUGUCUCUGGCGCUAUAAGUCUCACAAUGAACGUGCAAAAUGUGGUAUUGUUCGGGGCUGCUAUCGUUGCACUAUUGAUCAAUUUUUCUUAACUUUAAGAGGAUAAGCUGGGUUAUUGUGUCCAAUUUCUGUAAUGGACUCAAGUAUGAUUAUGAUUAUUCUCCAGAUUGAACGAUGGUGAUGGAGUCUUCUUUUUACCAAUAAUGUGCAGACUUGCAAAAUUCACGCUUGUGUUUGUGAUAUUAGAUUUUUCAUUAUUCUUUGUUAUUUAAUUUUUUUUAAAAAAAAAGCUGAGUGAUUUGAGUUUUU
Mangifera indica (mango) is the source of this 1158-nucleotide messenger RNA. Its product is annotated as fasciclin-like arabinogalactan protein 12. The transcript has a single exon. The record is from RefSeq and is a predicted model, not a curated record. The coding region runs from base 75 to 941 and encodes 288 amino acids. Lineage: Eukaryota; Viridiplantae; Streptophyta; Magnoliopsida; Sapindales; Anacardiaceae.